AUUUAUGAGUGGUCGUACUAACAGCUGUUCAGCACCGUCUGAAUAUAGCGCAGAACUUCACAGAUUCAUUUAAGUUUGUGUUAAAUAACUUAUCGGCUUUAACUUAAACGAUGUGAAUUCAAACAAAGCAGAGCUGUUAAGCUAAGCGGUCGGUUCAAAAUUUGAAAAACGCACAAAAAGCGUCAUGUGAGAUUUCCACGUAUCAAAGAAGUCGUAUUGUUGUUUAUAUGCAAGAAACUAUGUCAAAAUGCUAAACUAGUUUUAUUAUUGUUGUUGCUGUCGCUGCCGCUGUGGAUUUAGAUUUGGCAAAACGUUAGAACUUAAACGUACAACGACCUUUUCUAGUUCAAAAAUAUUAGCAUAUAAAUUUUGGCGCAGCAGAUUUCAUCUGAGUGUUGUUGUUCUGCUGUCAUUCAUAAUGACCGGUGGUUCAACGCUACGGGCAAAUAACUUUUAUUCAAAUAUUAAUAGAAAAAUCGCAGAGUCAGCAAUUAUGCUAGAAACCGUACACAAAGAAAAUAACAACAAAUUCAGUGUUCGAAAGUUGAUUCUAUAAUAUUUGUGCCGGAGUUCAAGGCUUUGAUUACGUGUUAGCUGUGCUUAAAGCAGACAGAGCAGAGAACAGAAAACAGCAUUGAAUUAUUUUAAGAGUUAAACUUCACAAACCUUUCACAAAUGUUGUUAAAUUGUUCCCCGUUAAAUUGCAAAAUGGCAAAUAAAACACCAGAUGUUUUUAUUUGCGGAUUGGUGGUUGUGACGCUGCUGGUCAUACAUUUCUUCUCAGACUUGCUGCGCAUAUCCUUAGGUGGCUACUACACCCACGACACGUUAUUUCAGCUUGUCGAUUCCCACGCUAAGGAAUAUUCCUGGUUGCUCAAAUUAUUAGUCAAUUGCUUUGGCUACAGUUGUGUUUUCGUACCUGGUUUUCUCAUUUACAAAUAUGUACAGCGCACAAAUUAUUUAGAAAGAAGUGAUAAAUCCUGCGUUUAUACCGCAGUUAGUAUGUGCAUCACCGGUCAAACGGGUAGAGACAGUGAACGUGAUGAACAGUUGCAAGCAAAGCCAAAGCCAGGUGAAGUUGAGAUCCCUUUAGUGGGCGACAAAGUUGUUUCCACACCGCCGAAACGAACUAGUUCACAGGAAGCAGUGUUGUUGUUUUGGUGUUUCGGUGGACUUAUGUGUUCCUACCUCACAUGGGGUGUGCUACAAGAAAAAAUUAUGACUCAAGAAUAUCAAAACUUUGCUGGGGAAACUUCACAUUUUAAGGACUCGCAGUUUUUGGUAUUCAGUAAUCGUAUUUCGGCAUUCUUUGUGGCGUUAAUUUGGUUACAUCUUAGGCCACCACCCACACGACAUCGCACUCCUUUAUACAAAUACUCAUAUGCAUCCUUUUCAAAUAUUAUGAGCGCUUGGUUUCAGUAUGAAGCGCUUAAGUUUGUCAACUUCCCUACACAAGUCUUAGCUAAAUCGUGCAAAAUUAUACCGGUCAUGCUAAUGGGUAAAAUAAUGUCCAAAAACAAGUAUGAGUGCUAUGAAUACUUUACUGCAAUUCUUAUAUCGCUUGGUAUGAUAUUUUUUAUGACUGGUUCUGCGGAUAGUUCAAAAGCGAGUGGAGUCACCACUCUGACUGGUGUGUUUUUAUUGGCUAUGUAUAUGGUUUUCGAUAGCUUCACUGCGAACUGGCAAGGCGAACUCUUUAAGGGAUAUGGUAUGACGCCAUUGCAAAUGAUGUGUGGCGUUAAUUUGUUUUCUACUGUAUUUACCGCUGCCUCACUUUCCAUACAAGGCGGUUUUAUAGAUUCACUUGCCUUUGCUACAGAACAUCCGAAAUUCAUUUUUGAUAUAAUGAUAUUAUCAAUUAGUUCAGCUGUUGGACAGUUGUUUAUUUUCUACACUAUUUCUGUUUUUGGACCAGUUGUGUUUACGAUAAUAAUGACGCUACGUCAGGCUGCCGCGAUAAUGCUUUCAUGUUUCUUGUAUAAUCACAGUAUAUCACUACUGGGAGUCUUAGGUGUUUUGGUUGUAUUCUUUGCCAUAUUUUUACGAGUCUAUUGCAAUCAAAGACUGAAAGCAAUGAGAAAACGUUUAGAAGCAAACAAACCAAAAAUGAGUGUCUAAAAAAUAUAGAUACUUAAAUUCUUUAGAAUUGAUGGAAGGAUUGUUGUAUUUUACGAAACGAAAAAGAUUAAAAAGAUUUUAUCAUUUCGUAAAAGAGGAAUACAAGCCCAAUGAAACUUAAACGAAUGACACAAAAAUUUGUAAGUGCAAAUCUCUUGAAAUAAAGGAAUAACAUAAA
Molecule: messenger RNA, 2296 nt
Organism: Teleopsis dalmanni
Lineage: Eukaryota; Metazoa; Arthropoda; Insecta; Diptera; Diopsidae
Gene: sll
Product: adenosine 3'-phospho 5'-phosphosulfate transporter 1
Exons: 5
Coding region: 676-2118 (480 amino acids)
Biological process (GO): transmembrane transport
Cellular component (GO): endoplasmic reticulum membrane; Golgi membrane
Molecular function (GO): 3'-phosphoadenosine 5'-phosphosulfate transmembrane transporter activity
Source: RefSeq, a predicted model, not a curated record